Messenger RNA from Oikopleura dioica, 1821 nucleotides. The record is from the annotation of a GenBank genome assembly. NCBI's taxonomy places the organism in Eukaryota, Metazoa, Chordata, Appendicularia, Copelata, Oikopleuridae.
AUGAAACAUUCUCCUGCUGAUUUUAAUGCGCCAAUGGGUGCAUAUCACCACACUGAGCCUGAUGACGGAUCGAGAGUGCGCCGUGAAUCUGAUCAAACGUACGAAGAGGAUCAGCGAAACACUUGUAUCAUGCGUAUUCAAGUAGAUCACAUGUUCUCCAAUGAGUACAAAAGAUGUCCAGAUGGAAAACGCUCACCAAGCUGUCCUGUGGAUCGGGAGGAGAUUCUCUCUUUUAUCUCUUCGCAUUUGAAGGCAAUAAACAAAAUCUACAUCAAACACCAGUUUAUUGUCGAUGGCGCCAAGGGAAAGAAGGUGUACAUCCGACCUCGCUUCCAAGUAAAGCGAAUCAAAAUCGAUGACACUACUGGCGAAGGAGACAACUUUAGAUCGCGCAAUAUUGGUGUGGAAAAGUUUCUUGAGUACGCUUCGCUCGACGAUUAUGACGAUUACUGCUUGUCUUAUGUAUUUACAAAGCGCGAUUUUAACUCUGGUGUUCUUGGACUUGCUUGGGUUGCUCAGCCGGAAGGUAGUUCUGGCGGAAUUUGUGAGAAGAACAAACGAUACAACGAUGGGAAUACGAAGAGCUUGAACACAGGCAUCAUCACAAUCGAGAACUAUGGCUCAAUUGUCCCCACCAAGGUCUCCCAUAUCACUUUCGCUCACGAAGUGGGUCAUAAUUUUGGCUCUCCUCAUGAUGGAGGUAUUCUCUGCACACCAGGCGACUCGAUGGAUCAGUCCAUCAAAAGGGAUGGAAAUUAUAUCAUGUUCUCCCGUGCCACCUCCGGCGACAAAGCAAAUAAUGAUAAAUUCUCGGAAUGCUCGAUCCGAAACAUUACGCGAGUGCUGAGCAAAAAGCGAAGUUGUUUUGUUACAUCCGAUGCACCUAUUUGCGGCAACCAAAUUGUUGACAAGGAGGAAGAGUGUGACUGUGGAUUCGAAGAAGAAUGCAAGCGACUCAAGGAUAACUGCUGCUACCCGGCAGAUUUCGACAUUCCAAACAAAAGAUGCAAGUUGAAGCGUGGAGCGCAGUGCUCCAUCUCACAAGGUCCAUGCUGCGAUGGAAACACGUGUAGACAUCAUGGAACAAAUGUUCUCUGCGCCAAAGAACAAGACUGUACUGAGCCGACCAUGUGCUCUGGCAAGAAGGCUGAAUGCCCGACACCAAAGCCAAAAGAGAACUACAAGUGGUGCCAGAAAGAAACGAUGACUUGUAUUGAUGGGUUUUGUUCUGGAAGUGCAUGUGACAAAUUUCCAGGGAUCCUUGAGUCUUGCAACUGUCCAGUGCCGGAAGUUGACGCUACAGAGGCCGAGAAAAAGAAGCAUUGCCAUGUCUGUUGUCAGUUACAAGGCCAACCAAAUACUUGUAUGUCAACUGGAGAGCUUACCAAGUAUUUUAACAACAGGACGAUUUACAGAAAACCCGGUUCUGCAUGUGAUGACUUUAAAGGCUACUGUGAUGUAUUUUCGAAAUGCAGAAAGGUCGAUGCAGACGGCCCUCUUGCUCGGCUUCGGAAUAUCUUCUUCAAUAUGAAACUCUAUAAUAAUAUCCGCGACUGGAUCGUGGAAUAUUGGUGGGCCGUCGUUGCCAUGUCUAUUGCGCUGGUGAUGUUAGCUGGGGCCUUCAUCAAAUGCUGCUCUAUCCACACACCUACGAAUAACCCGAAGAUGCGUCGUCAUCGCGACUUCCCAGGAACGAUGACGCUAAGGAGGAUGUCCGGCCGCCAUCAAAAUCGGGAUCGACAGUACGGUGCAAGUCCGAACUCAAAUCGGAGCCCGGAUCUGCCUCUCAACUCCUACAGCCAAGGACAAAGUCGGCGAUGA